AUGUCUACGAUGACACCGUCACCGCCACAGAGCAUACAUUCAGACGAGGAUUCAAAUGAUUCCUUAUCGUCGGAAUUCUCUUCGGAAAUCGCGCCCAAAAACAGUGCUCUAACAUUGGAACAAAUGACUCAGAACCACUUCUAUAAAGUUAGUGCACUUACAUCACACGGAGUUGAGGACAUACUUGCGGACGGCUCUGGUUAUAAUGUUCACGACGGUACAUUUCAAGUUUGUAAAACCGAAGGCAUAUCUUCUAUCCCAAAUUCAUUUGUACACGAUUAUAAUUCUCGAGACUCUACCGCCUUUACCAUACACGAUAUUCUAGGGCUACAACAGUCAUACAGUUCUAAUGCUCAAGAUGAUAAUAUACAAAGAUAUGAAUAUCAAAUACCUCAAUAUGACAAUAUCAGUAACAGUUCGAACAACAAUUAUGCAUCAGGUGCAGAAGAAGUUAUAUCAGACGAUUGUGGAAACAAAAAUGAAAAUAUUUAUUCAGGUCAUUCACAGAUGGAAGAUCAAAUAAUAUACACCAGAAAUUACUCAAAUGAGAACAUUCCAUGCCAACAUAGAGACGAAUUAGGUAAUGAUAUUAUAAAAGAUGCUGAUGUUGAAACCAAUGAGCUGAACGAGUCGAGUUUUUCCAACCAGAAUACCACAUGGUGUGAUAAAGUUGUACUCAAUAAUCCUACCGUAGCAUCUGCCAUAUCUAACGAUAUGUCUUCUGACGCAUCGUAUCAAAAAGGAUUUACGAAAAGAGCUAGAACUGCGUAUACAAGUUCUCAAUUAGUUGAGCUAGAAAAUGAGUUUCAUCAAAAUCGUUAUCUGUGCCGACCACGUCGAAUAGAAUUGGCAAAUUAUUUGCAGUUAUCGGAGCGACAAAUCAAAAUAUGGUUCCAAAACAGGAGAAUGAAGUACAAAAAAGACAACAAACAUAACAAACCUUCGUCGUCCAUGGACGACAAUAGCCCUUCAACGAGUUCCAAAGAAUUAUCUCCGAGUCAAGACCAUAAGUUAAGCCAUGGGAGAAGUUGUGGAGGACAUGAUAGACAUAGACGCUUAUUGUCAGACGGUCAUACGAGUCACCAUAAAAUCUAUCUAUCACCUAAUGAAACAACAUCGAGACCUCCUGACUAUUCAUCACAGAAUGCAUUAAAAACUGUUAUAAAAAGUCCUCAAAGCACGUUGGAUUUGCCAUCUUAUACGCCAAACUUAACUUAUUCCACAUAUUACGCAGCGGGCACUGGCAGAGCCGCUUACUCACCGAUGGCCGAAGUUUAUCGUUACAAUGGCGAUGAAUCAUUACAGCCAAAUCCUAGCUCUCUAUCUACGUUGCCACCGGACAGUUACGUGCCUAACGGAGUCAACUUAAAAUUGAGUGAUGAUAUGAUGCGUUAUCCUACAAGUGCAUCAUACUACAAUUCCUUAUCCACGGGGGUUGUGAUGCCGCCUUCUUCUUCAGACGUAUAUGGAUAUUCGUCCAGUAUAUCUACAUUACCAACUCCCUAUGAAGAUAAUUUGCUCAAUAGAUCAUCUAACAUAUCAUUGAAUCAAGAUGCUUACUUCUCAUAUAUACCAACUUCGGAUACAUCUAGUCAAAAUACUACCGCUGGUGUAAAUAAAUUCUCUUCAUCAUACAUAUCGUUGUAA
This is a messenger RNA of Zerene cesonia (dogface butterfly), 1647 nucleotides long. RefSeq names its product homeobox protein 10-like (gene zen). Gene Ontology annotation, cellular component: nucleus. Gene Ontology annotation, biological process: regulation of transcription by RNA polymerase II. The record is from RefSeq and is a predicted model, not a curated record. The transcript has 3 exons. NCBI's taxonomy places the organism in Eukaryota, Metazoa, Arthropoda, Insecta, Lepidoptera, Pieridae. Gene Ontology annotation, molecular function: RNA polymerase II cis-regulatory region sequence-specific DNA binding; DNA-binding transcription factor activity, RNA polymerase II-specific. Bases 1 to 1647 code for a protein of 548 amino acids.